AACUGACAGACCAAAGCCACCACCCCUCCCGAGUCCUAACUGCUCCACCUCCCUCCUCCAAUCUCUCAUCAUGUCGACGGCGGCUGCAUCUAGGCCCAGCGGCCCUGUCCUUCUGAGCCCCUUUCCCAACUACCAAUCCGCCUCGCUCUCCCGUGUCAAGCUCUCCGCCGCCGGCUCGCCGGUCAAGUCCGUCAGCGUCUCGUCUCCCCCCUCCUCUCCCACCGCCAAGGUCCGUCGGUCCUGCAUGUGCUCCCCGACGAACCACCCGGGCUCGUUCCGCUGCAGCCUCCACAAGGAGGGCAAACAGGCGGCCCCCGCCGUCAGCAGCAGGCCCGCCUCUCCGCCUUCACCGCCGUCGAAGCGCACGGCGAGCCCGUUCGCGCAGCUCGUCCCCAGCGGCAGCGGUAGCGGCUGCUCUAAACGCUCGUACAGCGGGCUGGCGCAGCGCGUCCCCAUGGGGAGCGGGCACUGGGCACGCAAGGCGCUCGUGCCGUCCCCCGCCGUGCAGCAGCAGCAGCACCGGAAGCGAGUGGUGGAGCGGUUCCACGCCGGGCCAAGCCGGCUCUCCGCCGCCGGCGGCCGCCAGUAAAAAAAACAACAUCGUCGACAUGCCAUAGCGAAGAUACGUACAUACUGAACAUACUGUACAUAGGAAAGAAGUUCCCUGAAUAAUCCGGUCGCUGUAUAGAAAGAAGAUCGGUGGGGGUUAAGCCGGAGGGUUGGAGUUUUAAGACCCAAUUCGACUCCGGGCUGAUCAAUUAGGUAGUUUUUAGCUGCACAUAGAGUGGCUGUACAUAGAGUGAUCGUCUUCCUCCGAGCUCCGCUGCACAUAGAGUGAGUUCGUCGUCUCUGCUCCACCUGUACAUAGAGUGAGCUCUCAUCCUCUCUGCCCGCUGUGUACAACUCCCCUUGUUUUUGGUCUUUUGGAUAUACAUCAAUACUAGAUGAGUGACAAAUUUUUUUUUGAA
Molecule: messenger RNA, 968 nt
Organism: Triticum aestivum (bread wheat)
Lineage: Eukaryota; Viridiplantae; Streptophyta; Magnoliopsida; Poales; Poaceae
Product: mineralocorticoid receptor
Exons: 1
Coding region: 71-589 (172 amino acids)
Source: RefSeq, a predicted model, not a curated record